AUGAGUGAAGAAACGGCUAAAUCGAGUGGUCGCAAACGCGGUCGCCCUCGAAAUGUGACUGACGAUCAAGAAGUGCCAGAGAAACGUCGCAAGCAACUCCGCCUUGCGCAGCAGGCAUAUCGCAAAAGAAAGGAGACCACGAUCGGCAACCUGCAGAAUCGCGUACACGAAUUAGAAACUGGUAUCGAGAAAAUCAGCCACUCUUUUCUCUCCUUCAGUAAUCUUCUUAUAGAAGAGCAACUCCUCUUACAAUAUCCGCAUAUCGCAUCGGCCCUCCAAGACAUAACUCAGCAAUGCGUGUCGCUUGCAAAGGCUGGGAGUGAGGAAUCGACGGAGAGCGCACUCCCUCUCGUUCGGACCCCAAAAGAAUCUCAAAUUACAAAUAAUAAUACAACCUCAACAUCAGUUCUGGAUAAUCCACACUCGGAAGCUUCAACGGAUGUCGAGGACAUAAUACAAUCAGCUGCUACGAGCUGGCCUGGCCCUCCUACUCCACCAUAUCAAGAUCGCUCAAUCCUGCCGUUUGACCUCGUCAUGCCAUCACCUACUGUUCAGUUUCCUUAUACCAGUCCACCUUUAUCGGACUGCUCAUCAACACUCGGCCUACUCUCUAGUAAUAUAACGCCUGACAAGCAGUGGAAUAUCGCACAACGUCUAGUCCGGGCUUGCUGUCAAAAAGGAUACCGCUUUCUCGUCAACAGCCCCGACGAUUUCCCAGUCCAGCAGUGCAUAUUUGGGUCUGCUCUGAGUCUAGCAGACCGCAAUAGGUUGAUCUCGGGCUUUUACGCCGUCAUACAAGACAAGACCGGGGAAUUGACAAACUCCAAGGCUAAUGUGCUUCACGCCCUGCGGUCCAAUAUGAACACAUUCUCGAAUGAACAACUCCAGCUCUCCUCUAAAAUAUGGCAGAUUGCUCUCGAAUCAGCUUCUGGUCACUGGAUGGAUGCCGGCGAAGUGCAAGAAUACCUGCGCGACAAGAGAGCAAUCUUUGAGAGCUUCCCUGGCUCCUCUGGCCGUCUCGAUUAUACAGUCUCGCCAUCACUUGAUAUAACGUCCUUCAUAAAAUUCCUCUCACAUGAUGCCAUAUGCGUUGGGAACGGACCGGCAUUCCGACGACAGAGCGUUGAAAAAGCCCUUCGUCAGGCAACGAUUAGUGUGCCCUGGGAUUUCGAUAAUCUUUGUGAUUUAUAG
Messenger RNA from Penicillium vulpinum, 1191 nucleotides. RefSeq names its product bZIP transcription factor. Bases 1 to 1191 code for a protein of 396 amino acids. The transcript is spliced from 3 exons. Gene Ontology annotation, molecular function: DNA-binding transcription factor activity. NCBI's taxonomy places the organism in Eukaryota, Fungi, Ascomycota, Eurotiomycetes, Eurotiales, Aspergillaceae. Gene Ontology annotation, biological process: regulation of DNA-templated transcription. The record is from RefSeq and is a predicted model, not a curated record.